GUCGAACGUGAGUUUAUUUACGGUUUCACGGAUAACUUUACCCUCCUGAAGAUACUAAUAUGAAACGGGAAUCGCACAAAUUUGGAAAGAGCUCAACCUGACCGUAAAAUCAAUGACUAAUUGACCUCGAAGAAUCGUUUGAUCGUUCGACACAGGAAUUUUAUGAAAAACCAUCAGCAUGCCUGAACGCCGUCGGACAGAUCCAAUGGUUACCCAAUGUAUUUGGGAUGCCAUAAAAUUCAUUGUACAUCAAAGAACUUUGCCAAACGAGGAACGAGUCAGGCGUCACAUAGCUCGGAUGUAUGCAAAGUCCGAGCAAACUGUACAAGAAGAUUUAAACAAUGCAGUUAAAGACGGCCUUGUUCAGCUGAAAAAAGUUGCCAAUAAAAGUGGCGUUGAACAAGAGAGCUAUAGGAUUCCUGUUGAAUUAGUAGAGACUGAUGGACACGACUGGUACUGUUGUAAAUGCCAAAGAGCAGGAGUGGUCGAAUGUUGCCAAAAAUGCCACAGAGUAUUCCACAAGGAAUGCCACGUCCCGGAAAAUCCCGAAUUAAAAUACUGCAAUUUUUGCGAAAAAAUAAACAGUGACGUAUUCGGUGACAAAACCGACUUGAAUCAUAUACUUAACUUCACGUGUGGUCACUUAAAAGCAAAGUUACCACCAGAGAUUACGAAUCGAACGAUUGUUUUUGAUAAUACACCGGUUGUCACACCAUCAGGUGGCUUCUCAGGGCCAACUUGGGUUAGUGAGGGGGAGGAUUCUUGGCGUCCAGGAAUAUUGAUCAAGAAUCACAUGGACUUGGCUAUCAUGGACAAAAAAACAAAACGUAAAGAGUAUAACAACCUUGCUGAAUUUGAGACAGACGCGCAUAAUAUUAUGCAUAAUAUUAUCGUGUAUCAUGGAGAAAGUAGUGCGAUAGGCGAAAUGGGCGUUACAAUGUACCAGGAUUGCUGUUACGAUCUCCAAGAGAUUCGUCGCUGUGCAGAUUGCUAUCGAAUAUCUAAUGAAAAAUCUGAGAAAUUAUGGUUUUGUACACCUUGCAACCCACCGCAUCAGCUUGUUUAUGCAAAACAGAAGGGAUAUCCGUACUGGCCAGCCAAAGUAAUGCAAAUAAACAACGACGUAUAUGAUGUACGAUUUUUUGGCGGCCAUCAUAUGAGGGCAAACAUUGAGAAGAUUUUUAUACGCCCGAUAACGGUCAAUUUAAACACACUGCAGUCAGAGAAAGGAAAAUGGAAGGAAAUUAAGAUCAAAAGAUCGGCAGCCUGGAACCGAGCAUUCGAGGAAUUGAAACGUCAUAAGACUUUACUUGCCCAGCUGGAAAAGUCUGAAACAAAAGAUGGUGAACCUUCGGACGAUGAAAAUGGUGUGAAACCAGCAAAAAUUCGUCACAUAGAAUCAUCAGGACUGAAUAACUCGAAAAACUCCACUUCCAGCAAGCCAUUGACCAUCUUCAAAGACUUGAGAGUAAAAGUAGAACGUCUGAGUACUGACGGUCGAUUGGACAUGCAAUCUACUUCCGGAGAUCUUGAAGAAAAAUUGAAGAAAUCCACGAGUAGAACAGCCAGUGAGGAGCGAAAAGCUACACCUGGAAGCAGGAAAACAAGCGAAGAAAGACAGGUGCCAUUCUUGGCUGUUGCUGAAGAUGAACCAGCCAGAGAAAUAUCCAGCACUUGUCCGCAAGGCUUGAAAAAGGAAGGAUCACAAGAAGAUAUGGUUACAUCAAGUUCUCAAGAGCCAAGAUCCAAAUGUGUACUUGUUCAAACCGAGCAAAUACAGUCAGAAGUUCUUCCAGCUAAGGUAAAAAGAGGUCGCAGGACAUCUGAUCAGCCAAUGACGACGGCAUUAGAAAAGUUACGACGAGAAUUGGAGUUGGACAAAUGCAAAGAGUUGGAAAAACUUCAAGCAGAGCAUGCUAAAGAAAUACGUCAAUUGACUGAUAAACAUCAGCAAGUCGUAUCAGAGAUAAAAAAGAAGCAAUGGUGCUACAACUGUGAAGCAGAAGCAAUAUAUCAUUGUUGCUGGAAUACGGCUUACUGCAGUAUCGAAUGUCAACAAUUCCAUUGGCAGCGUGAACAUAAAAGAGUUUGCAGACGCAAGCGCUAAACUCUUCAGCUAUUUUAAACAAGUACAAAAAAUGUUUAAGACUUUAAAAAGCUGGUUAAAAUGACUUUGGUUGAUAAUUGCCCCUUUUUAUUAUUUGGGCUCCUAUUCCCUUAAAAGUUAAGAAACAUUCAUUAUGGGCACCGAAUUCUAUGAAGCAGCUAAUUUAUGCAUUGAUACAGUAACAGCUUGUAAAUUUAUUCCAUAUUCGAAUAAUUCUUUAUGUGCAAUACCUAUAGAAAUCUAUUAGACGAAAGACUACCA
This is a messenger RNA of Diprion similis, 2368 nucleotides long. Its product is annotated as zinc finger MYND domain-containing protein 11. The record is from RefSeq and is a predicted model, not a curated record. The coding region runs from base 179 to 2107 and encodes 642 amino acids. Gene Ontology annotation, molecular function: protein binding; transcription corepressor activity; DNA binding. The transcript has 9 exons. NCBI's taxonomy places the organism in Eukaryota, Metazoa, Arthropoda, Insecta, Hymenoptera, Diprionidae. Gene Ontology annotation, biological process: regulation of transcription elongation by RNA polymerase II.